This is a messenger RNA of Acanthosepion pharaonis, 546 nucleotides long. The record is from the annotation of a GenBank genome assembly. Lineage: Eukaryota; Metazoa; Mollusca; Cephalopoda; Sepiida; Sepiidae.
AUGUUGUCUUUCAGACCGACUGGAUACAGGUUGUCUUUCGAACCGACUAGCGGUGUGUUGUCAUUCAAACCGACUGGCUACAGGUUGUCUUUCAGACGGAUUGACCACAGGUUGUCUUUCAGAACAACUAGCGGCGUAUUGUCUUUCAGACCGACUGGCUACAGGUUGCCUUUCAGACCGUCUGGCUACAGGAUGUCUUUCAGACCGACUCGCUACAGGUUGUCUUUCAAACCGACUGGCUGCAUGUUGCUUUUCAGACCGACUUGCUGCCUGUCGUUUUUAAGACCGAUUGACCAUAGGUUGUCUUUCAGACCGAGUAGCGACGUGUUGUCUUUCCGACCGACUGGCUACAGGUUGUCUUUCAGACCGAUUGACCUCAGGUUGUCUUUCAGACCGACUAGUGGCUUUCUAUCAUAUCAAUAUCUUUAUUUUUUCAUUUCUUUUUUAUAUCUAUCUAUCUAUCUAUCUAUCUAUAAAUAUUUUCAUAUAAAAAUUCUUUUUUUCUUUUCUUUUUUUCUUUCUAUCAUUUUCUAUUUAUCUAUUUAA